Molecule: messenger RNA, 1600 nt
Organism: Bacillus rossius redtenbacheri
Lineage: Eukaryota; Metazoa; Arthropoda; Insecta; Phasmatodea; Bacillidae
Gene: Dnaaf4
Product: dynein axonemal assembly factor 4
Exons: 7
Coding region: 89-1309 (406 amino acids)
Biological process (GO): inner dynein arm assembly; cilium movement; outer dynein arm assembly
Molecular function (GO): protein binding
Source: RefSeq, a predicted model, not a curated record
GAAUUGUAAACAGGUAGGUUGUAUGAUUUAAAAUUGUGACUCAUGAUAUGCGAUUGAUGGUGUGAUUUCAAAUUAUAAUUACUAAAUCAUGCCCAUUAUCGUUAAAGAUUAUACGUGGAAACAAACGGAUUCGGUGGUCUUGAUAUAUGUACCAUUAAAAGGGGUACAUCCAUCAAAAGUUAAUAUUUUUACCACAGAGAACUAUAUUAAGGCUCAUUUCCCACCGUUCCUGUUCGAAGUGUUCUUGUGGGCUGCGGUGGACGAGGCAGAGAGCCAGUGCACCAUCGCUGAAGAACAGGCAGUCUUCCAGCUGUGCAAGAAGGAGGCGGGGGCGUGGGAGAGUCUGCACUUGGAGCUAGGCAAGGCAGAGAUGGUCCAACUGCGGCAGAAAGCCAUCGAAAGAGCGCAGCAGGUGGCAAAAGAGCGCAGCAAAGAGAAAGCUGUGAGGAAGGACCAGCUGCAGAAGCUAUCCGUGCGGGAGCAAAUACAGCUGGACAGCGAAGUGCGGGCUCGCAUAGAGGAGCUGAAGAAGCGAGCCACCGAUGAUGCUCUCGCGGACCUGCAGCUGUGGAAGGAAACGGCCGUGCCCCACCGCACAGUUGCAAGCAGCUCGCACCACCCAGCAGGCGGGGCUUGGUCCAAGAAAUCAGGUGAAAGGAAGAUUGAAUCCAAAACUCCUAGCAACAUCUUCGAACUGACAGAAAGUGGCUGUGUGCCAGUACCACUGCCUCGUCGUUCAGGAAACAUCGAAGUGAACUUUACGGUGCGUGAAUUUCCAACUCCAUGUCGAGAGUCCCAAGCAGAGGAAGAGCAAGCAUGGCUGAAGCAGCAGGCCGAAGCACGCAGACAGGUGGGCUUCGUGGAAGAGGACCUACGACCAGAGGAGCGCGACCCCGUCUGGCUCAAGGACAAGGGAGAUUCUUUUUUUCGAGCUGGAAAUUACUUGGGUGCAGUCAGUGCAUACAGCCAUGCCAUAAAGUUGGGUAGCAAGAUGCCAGAAAUAUACUCCAAUCGUGCUGCAGCACAUUUCGCCCUCAACAAUCUUCAUAAGACUCUCAACGACUGCACAAAGGCCCUGGAGCUGCUGGUGCCGGCAGUGCCCCUGAACGCCCUCCAGCGCGCUCGCUGCCAUGCCCGCCGGGGCUCCGCCCUGUGCCGCCUCGGCCUGCCCGAGCGAGGGCUGGUGGACCUGAGGACCGCCCUGGCCUUGAAACCUGGCGACCAGCAGUUGCGCGAGGACGUGGAGAGGACACAAGCCCUCGUCGACGGCCUUCCCAGCGACUCAGACUCCGACGAGUACGUGCACUGACCCUGCUUCCUUGUCAUGCACAUUUACUUCACAAUGAAGGAUUCAGAUGGCCUGACAGUUAAUACACUUAAUACUUCCACCCAGUUUUAAAGUUUUUUUUUAUUAUUUUCUUUAUAAGCCGGUAAUCCUGAUAAAAGUAUUAAAAUUCAUUUCCAAAGAUGACAGUCUGCAUCAACAUAUUUCAAACUUUUGGGUCAUCUUAAUACGUUGAAGUUAUUAGUUACCUACUUCAGUAAUAAUAGUAGCUGUAAUGUGCUAUAAUAUUAACACGAAUAAAAUAAAAAAUAAAAA